Molecule: messenger RNA, 1614 nt
Organism: Protobothrops mucrosquamatus (brown spotted pit viper)
Lineage: Eukaryota; Metazoa; Chordata; Lepidosauria; Squamata; Viperidae
Product: intercellular adhesion molecule 5-like
Exons: 7
Coding region: 1-1614 (537 amino acids)
Biological process (GO): cell-cell adhesion
Cellular component (GO): membrane
Molecular function (GO): integrin binding
Source: RefSeq, a predicted model, not a curated record
AUGCAGAAAUUUAUCUUCUUUUUUGCCGUAGGAGCCUGGGCUGUUACUCAAGGAACUGCAGAAGAAGAGUAUGUGGAAAUUUGGCCUCCAAAUCCUGUGGUGGAAUUUGGAGGCUCUCUUGACUUGAAUUGCACAAGCACUUGUGAAAAUAUUGGCAUUGAGUCUCCCUAUACAAAGGCUCCCAUUGAAAAUGGAUCCAAUUGGAAAAGCUUUCGUCUCACCAAUGUGAACUAUUGGGCAGCCAGCCCUUUGUGCUAUGCUGACUGUAAGACUGGACAGAAGAAAUCUCCAAAGACAAACAUCCUUAUUUAUAAACCUCCAGACCAUAUCAAAUUGGAUACAGUUCCAAGGAUGGAGGUGGGCAAGCUGUAUAAUUUGACAUGCCGGGUUUCUGGUGUAGCCCCCAUCCGGAACCUCACUGUGACCUUGUUGAAAGGGGAAGAGGAACUUCUGGUAAAGACCUUUGAGGAUCAUUCUGACCCUAAAGCUGAUGAUGUUGUGGUGAACCAUAACAUAACAGCUCAGCAAAAUGACCACCACAAGACAGUCACCUGCCAAACAUCUCUAGAUCUGAAUCCAAGUGGACCACUCGUGAAAAACACCUCCCACAACAUAACAUUAGAAAGUUUUGAUUUUGCAAAGGCUCCCCUGCUCCAUGCUGGCCUGUUCUUAGAAGCUGGGACCGUGAUGGAAGUGACGUGUGAUGCACCUAAGAUUUCCCCAGCCAAUGAGGCCAUAUUUGAUCUGUGGUUUGCAGGGAAGUCCCUGAAGUUCAACACCACUGUGAUGGGGGGCUUGGCAAGUGCCCAGGCUGUGAUAGUCUCUUCCUCAGUUGGAGAACAAGAGUUGAUCUGCAAGGUCUCUCUGGGGCCAGUGACCAAAAACGUGACGAAGAUGAUGAAUGUGUUUGCUUUACCAAAACUCAUCUUGCAGAUUGGCCAUUCAGUAGCUGUCGUCAAUCAAACAGUGAAUAUUACAUGUAGAGCUGAUGGCAGUGCUUCCCCUGGUUUUAAAAUGCAGAUCAUGGAUGCUGCCAAAAUCUUAGCAUCCGGCAACAAUGAAGAACAUUUCCUGCAGCAUGCAGUGAUUGCUCAGCAAGAGGAUAAUGGGAGGGAAUUCAUCUGCCAAGUCAUCCUGAUCGUUGAAGGGCACACCAAGGAAAGAAACAUAUCUCAAAAUCUCACCGUCUUCUAUGGUCCCCAAAUAAAUGAUUCCAAUUGUCCCCAUGCAUUGACCUGGAAGGAGGGAAGUACGACAUCAUUUGCCUGUUCAGCCCUGGGAAACCCCACACCAACUGUUCAGUGCUGGAAAGAUGGGAGACCUUAUAACAUUGGGGAACCACAGCUGGUCCAGAGAGAGCACAGUGGCAUUUAUCACUGCAAUGCUACCAACCAGUAUGGCUUUGAUGUUAGAGAUGUGACCAUACGCGUUGAAUCUUACCAGCCCAAUAUCUUUGCAAUCAUCAUGGGAAUACUUGCAUUAGCUGUGUUUUUUAUUUUCUUGGGAGGAAUGGCUUUUUACAACAAUAGGAAGAAAUUUAGGAUAUACCAUCUCUGGAAACGGCAGCAGCCACAAGCAGCAAGAACCUCAGAGUUGCUACCCUGCCUGAAUUGA